Molecule: messenger RNA, 6691 nt
Organism: Cataglyphis hispanica
Lineage: Eukaryota; Metazoa; Arthropoda; Insecta; Hymenoptera; Formicidae
Gene: fra
Product: neogenin
Exons: 27
Coding region: 228-4706 (1492 amino acids)
Biological process (GO): cell-cell adhesion
Cellular component (GO): membrane
Molecular function (GO): protein binding
Source: RefSeq, a predicted model, not a curated record
CGGUGAAGAGGCCCCGUUGCUACGGCAAGACGCGGAGUGGCAUGUGUUCGCUUUCUCGGCAGGACAUCGCGCGCGUGUGCUACGGCCGGUGAUCGUGCUCGGAGGCGGUGUGCGGUGAUAUCUCUCUUUCUCUCUCCUUCUCUCUCUCGGAAAGGCUCUCUUGGAAGAGAGUCUCACGCUCAGCGACGCGCGUCGGAGUCUGUGCGUGACAGACCCGUUCUGACCCAAUGGAGGAGCCGCGUCCUCUCACCGUCUUGUUGGCUUUGUUGUUGACGUCGCUUGCACGAGUCAGCGCAGGAGGUUUAGACUUCAUUAUCGAGCCGCAGGAUGUGGUGGUGGAACAGGGUGGUCCCGCGAGGCUGGACUGCGUGGCGAAGAGCGCCUUUGGAACACCGAGUAUACAUUGGCGCACGGACGAUGGUCAGCCGAUUACAUUUAUCGGAGACAGUUAUCGAUCACAGCUAGCAAAUGGAUCAUUGUACAUAAAUAGUGUAUACGCCGGUAGUGCGGAGUUAACCGGAAGUUAUCAAUGCUUAGCUUCCAUAGAUAAUAUCGGAGCGAUUGUCUCGCGGACAGCUACAAUUAAACUAGCAAGCCUGCCUGGCUUCGAAAGAGAACCUCAAGAUACUAUGGUUUAUGCAGGACAAAUUGCAUAUUUAAAUUGUGCUCUACCUGCUUCCUCCAGUUUAUUAAAAAUACAAUGGUUAAAGGACGAACAUCCGUUAGUGCUCGAUAAAAAUCGAAUGACAAUCCUGCCGUCAGGCGCGUUGGAAAUUGAAAAUGUUCAGUAUUCCGACGUUGGAUCGUAUAGAUGUAACGCUAGUGGUUACGGCCAAUAUAGACUGAGCAACAAAGCACAAUUAGGAUUAUUAUCUAGUGACAUUGAUGAAGAAUCUAGCGCCCCGGUAUUUAUCGCAAAGCCUUUGCAACAAAUAGCAAUCGAAGGAUCUGACGUGACUCUCGAAUGCGCUGCCAACGGUUAUCCGAAACCGACAAUCCUUUGGCUUAAAGACGGCGCCGCUCUCGAUUUGACACCCUCAUUUGAUUCUAGAUAUCGCAAAGUCGCAGCUUCUAGUCUCAUGAUCACAAAUGUCAGAGAAUUAGAUCAUGGCUCAUAUCAAUGCCGUGCAGAAAAUGAGGGGGAUUCUUUGGAUGCAGUCGCUGAAUUAAUUAUACAAGUUCCGCCGAGGUUUAUAAAAAAGCCAGAGGAUAAAGUGGCGAGUGAAAAUCAAGAUUUAGAAUUCGAAUGUGAGAUCUAUGGGAAACCGGAACCGAAAAUCACCUGGUUGAAGAAUGGUGAGCGCAUUACGUUGAGCGCAUAUUGGCAAAUUAUCAAUGGAUAUAAUUUGAGAAUCAAUGGAUUGCUACCUAUAGAUGCAGGAAUUUUCCAGUGCAUAGGAGUGAAUCCUGCUGGUAGUGUUCAAGCCUCAGCGCGUCUUACAAUUAACCAGCCCAAGAGAAUGAAUUCCCACAGAAUAACGACUCCCAAGACAGUUCCUAAGAAAAAGUUGUUACUACACCGACAGCUGUAUAAUAAGACGUGGCAACAUCCAAGUACUCUCCUAGGACAUACGUUGUCGUCACUCACACCGAAUCCCCCGCUUUCCAUAAGUCCCUCUGACGAUCCCGCGGAUCUUCUCCCGGGCUCGGUUAAGUAUCCCAACUCCCUUUACGAUCCAGACUCCCGUUUUAUAGAUGACACGGAUACUCUGGAGGCGUUUGACGGAGGUGGGAUACCUUCUCCGCCAAGGAACCUGAGCCUAGUCAUCGUUACCCCAAGGUUUAUUACGCUACGUUGGCAAGAGCCGGAAAAUACCAAUAGUGACACUCUCAAUUAUUUUAUACAUUAUAAACAAGAAGGGGCCAUGAGGGAGAGAGUUGUCAACACGCAACAAAAACUAGAAGCUAUGAUACGUGGUUUACAACCUAGUAUGACGUAUCAAUUCCAUGUAGUUGCGCAAACCGCUCGAGGUAUUAGUGCCCCUAGCGAAGUAUUACAAGUUACAACGUCAAUAGAGGCCAAUGUUCCUGGACCUCCGCUGAAUCUAGAAGGUCAAGCAACGAGUAGUAUGAGUAUUACCUUAUCAUGGGAGGAACCACAAGUUAUUAAUGGUCGAAUAUCUAAAUAUAUUAUUACAUUUAUGGAGGGCGAUGGUGAAGAAAUAACGCGUGAAACUACUAGUACAACGUAUGAAUUGGUGGAUCUUGUGCCUUAUACGGAAUACAGCAUUAGAGUUCAAGCGGUCAACGAAAAUGGCCCGGGCGCAUUUAGUAAGGAUAUCGUAAUUCGAACUCAUAGCGCACAACCCACGCAACCACCGCAUAACGUUACGUUAGAAGCAGCUAGUUCAACGAGUAUUAUUGUAAGAUGGGAACCUCCGCUUGAAGGACAGAACGGGAUUAUUACGGGUUAUAAAAUCCGUUAUCGCAGAUAUCCGCACGAUUCCCGAUCCGGAGAUCGACGGCCCCCAAUUACGGUAACAACUGAGGGAAAUCAACGUUUGUACGUGCUCAAUGGACUCGAGAAGCACGUUGUGUAUCAAGUUCGCAUAUGUGCCUUCAACGUCAAUGGAACUGGGCCUUGGACGGAAUGGACAAAGAUAGAGACAUACGAGAACGAUUUGGACGAAACGAAAGUACCCAAUGCACCUAGUAAUCUAAGAGCAAAUGCUAUGGCGGAUUCUAUACUGGUAUCGUGGCAUCCUCCGAAAGACCAAAGCAUAAAAGUGAGGAAAUAUAAAUUAGGUUGGGGUAAAGGUUACCCUGAUGUCGAGAUACAAGUUCUCGAUGGAAAGCAACGAUCUUAUGCAAUCAAACCUAUCGAACCAACAACGGAAUAUGUAAUAUCUUUAAGAGCAACGAAUAAUGUUGGCGAUGGUCAACCAGCAUAUGCAAAUGUAAGAACUCCCGAACGUUUUGUAUCCGAAUCCGCAGUGCCUUUAAUACCACCUGUUGGCCUUAAAGCUAUCGUGCUCUCGGCUACUACCGUUGUGCUAUAUUGGACCGAUACGACUUUAUCGAAAAGUCAAUAUGUCACCGAUAAUCGAUAUUAUGUGGUGCGUUAUACAUCUUAUCAUCACAGUAGCAGUCCAAGAUACAAAUAUUACAAUGCUACAGAUCUCAAUUGUAUGAUCCAUGAUUUAAAACCUAACACGCAGUAUGAGUUUACGGUUAAACUGGUCAAGGGUAAACGAAGCUCGCCUUGGAGUAUGGUCGUUUUAAAUCAAACGCAAGAGGCUGCACCUAGUACAGCACCUCGGGAUUUAAUUAUUCAAACUGUGGAAGAUCGUCCGACUUCUGUUCUAUUGCGAUGGCAACCUCCUAAACAACCCAAUGGACAGAUUACAGGAUAUCUUAUAAUCUAUUCCACCGACAACACGAAAUGGGACCGCGAUUGGCAAGUCGAAGGUGUCAUUGGUGACAAGAUGGAUGCUAUUGUAAAGGCUCUGCAUCCUAACAUGAUGUAUUAUUUCAAGAUUCAAGCUCGAAAUUCCAAGGGAUAUGGACCUUUUUCUACGAUGGUUUCAUUUAAAACGCCACAAAGCAAUGGCAUGGAUGUCUAUGAUGAAUUGCAUGAUCGAGAUGGACGAGGCCUUUCCAACCUGUUGAUUUAUAUUAUAGUAGGUUUUUCGAUUGUUAUUAUCACUGGUAUAUCCGUAGUGGUCGUAGUGUGCUGCAAACGUAAUCCAAACUCACCAGAUCGAAAGAAAGGAUAUAUGAAAGACUCGAAUCAAAAAACGAAUAUCAAGCCGCCAGAUUUAUGGAUUCAUCAUGACCAAAUGGAGCUGAAGGCGCUAGAAAAAUCAUCGUUAAAUGGUGAACCAUCUACCAGCGGCGUCACUAGUAAUACAUUACCUAGAUCGGGCAACCUGGAAUAUAAUCAGGAUAAUGUGCACGGGAAUUCCAGUUCGUUGGAUAAACGUACUUAUGUGCCAAGUUAUAUGGGUAACACUGACGAGAAGUGCUCAACCCUGAGCAGACAGCACAGUCGUGGAAGUCACAAACCUAAACUAAUUACACUCCCUGUUGACAGUGCACCUUUGCAUCAGCCUACGGCUACCCCGAUUGUAAAUACUAGCAUAUCGCAGCCGACCAUUCAUACUUCGUGCAGCGAUACGUCCUCGGUGAGACAAAAUUAUCCACGAACGGUCGCACAAUACAGUUUAAAUCGCGCGCAUGUGACGUUGGAACCGACGCCGGAAUCUAGUCCGGAUUCCUGUAAUAUGCCUAGCUCGUACGAACCGCUACAGAGUCAAUUACCCUAUGGCACAAGCGGGCAGUCAUACAGUGGAAACACUCAAUAUGCCCCUGGUCAUUACGGUAACAGUAAUCAACCGAUGAGCAAUACCGUUGGAAUGGAGAGCAACAAUAGCAAACGUCUGCAGGGCCAUCCGCUCAAGAGCUUCAGUGUACCGGCACCUCCGCCGCAAAGUGCCCCUUCGACACCAGCACAACAGAAGCAUGGUGUAUCGCAAGUGACAGUGCGGCCGACAAUGUCCGGAAGCCCGUACAAGAAACCGCAAAGUUCGUCAUCACAAUUGGCGAAAAAUCGUUUAGCCUCCGUGUCGAAUCCAACGCAUACUACGGAAGAAGUUGAACGUUUAAAGCCAUCUUAUUCUACGGAAGAAUUGAAUCAGGAAAUGGCCAACCUAGAGGGUCUCAUGAAAGAUCUAAAUGCCAUAACAGCAUCAGAAUUCGAAUGCUAAAGCAGGUUCCUAAGCCUUGUGCCAUCCUAACUGAUGGAUAGACUGCAAUGUCACAUUCGCAAUGUUAGUACCUGGGAGGUAGUAAAUUAAUUAACACAUUUGAAUCUAUCGCGUAAUCAGUUUACGUGAUUAUUAUCAGCAUUAUAAACGCGAGACGAGCGUUAUAUAGUUAAUUAGCGCCGAUGAACGGCACAAUUAACGCAUGACCCGAAUGCUCGAUUUAAUACGAUAUAAUUCGGAACGUAGCAUUCAGUCAUUUAUUAAAUCAUUCCAUUCUAAUAAUUAAUGUUUCUCUCCGGUACUAGCGUUGGUUAUCUCGAGUGUGAAACUCAAAGUUGUGUACUUGCCAAUAUAAUUCCGAUAGCAUGUCAGCGUUUUUUCGUAUUUUUGAUAGCGCGAGCAUGCGAAUAUGUAAUGCCGCGAUCGGCCGCGGGAAAAACUCGACGAGCAUUUUAUGUUAUAGAUGUUUAUGAUAAUCGCGUGUGAAUGUGCUAUAAGACGCAUAUACCGAGACCGAAACAUAAGUUGUACAAUUACAUGAUCGAGUCCAAUGUGUUUUCUACAAUGUGUAUGAAAGUCGAUGUACAAUAAUGUAAUAAGAAACGUUACGACAUCUUCAACAUUUACAUGAAAAUCCGGGGUAAUUUAAUCAGAUGACCUUUAAUUGUGCUUUCAUAUACAUUGAUCAGAGAGCAAUCUUGCCUAAAUAAAAAAGGAGUACUCUACGCUUUGCAGUUCUAGCAAAAGGCGUACAUUGCUAUUCCGCAUUCAUGUAAUUUGUAUACUUAUAUAAUUGCAUUCUACGUCGAUACUAAUAAUUGCCAUAUUUACGCUUAAAAAAAGUGGGAUACGCAUGAAUCGCUUGGUCGAGUAAUAUACGAUUUAAGAUUAAAGACGGAAAAUGUGGAAUAAUAUUUAUUCUAUUUUUAUAUUUAUUAAAAUCGAUUUAUGAUGAUUUUUAUUGUAUAUUUUUACAUUUGAAAGCAUUUUUAGCAAAAUCUAUAACACAUUUCUAGUUUAGAUUUAUUUAGAAAAAGAUAAUUUUAUAAUGUGUCUCUGACAACAAUGAAUAAAUUUUUAUUUUUAUCGGGAUAUUUAAUGUGAAAUUGUGCUAACUCUCACUCGAUGCUGAGCAUAAGAUUUAUGCUCGGUUUUAUGCUUUAAGGAUUAUAAAAUUUCUAACUUGUAUAUAUAUUACAUUCAGGCGUAGAUUUUUAAAUCCGAUUUAUGUAUUAGUUUUUAUUCUGUACUCAACAUCCUUGGCAGCUCGCAUUUAAGAAGAAAGAUUUCGUGCGUGUACCUUUUGUUGAAUCAACCACCUAGUAUUACGAUCUCAAUGGAAAAUAUUAUUUUAGAGUUAAAUGCGAAAAUCGAAUAUGGGUAUUAUACCAUAAACUGUUUAGUAUAACAAAAUCAACAAUCGAUUUUCCUUGUAGAUUGGUCGCGAAAGAUGUAUAAGAUUCAUUCGCGGAAUUUAGUGACACGAUAUUUUCGGACCAAUCUAUCGCUAUUUCUAGAGUUGAGCUAUUUUAUUGUAAACGUAAAGUGUAUAAAGAUUACUUUAUCAAAUAUGGUCCAUUUAAAAAUGAAGUAAGUUUUAUUUGCUCCAAGAAUUAUUCUUGCGAGUUAAAGUAUUAUUGAUAAAAAGUUGUAUAAGCAAAUAUUGGGAUACACAUAUACUUUGUACAAAUUUACUUAUCUGUAUGUAUUUUACUUAUUUGGAUACUGCAAUCAGGAACAUAAUUCUCUUAGGAAAAAUUUUUUUUAUAAACAACGCACAAAUGCUCAAUCUUUACUGGCAAAUCGUCGAGAUAUAUUUAUAUAUAUAUUCAUAUAUUUAUAUUACCAAACAUUUUAUAUAAACUACUUACUGCCAAUUCACAUUAAUGCACAUAUCCGUCAAAGUACAUACGUACAUACAUUUCCUUCCAACGCUAAAAACUUUUAAUUCAGCAAAACAUAAAUAAGACAAGGGAGUAUUCAAC